Messenger RNA from Gambusia affinis (western mosquitofish), 1611 nucleotides. RefSeq lists its product as uncharacterized. The record is from RefSeq and is a predicted model, not a curated record. Bases 63 to 749 code for a protein of 228 amino acids. The transcript has 4 exons. Lineage: Eukaryota; Metazoa; Chordata; Actinopteri; Cyprinodontiformes; Poeciliidae.
GGAUUUUCAGUUAUCUCACUCAAGGUUAUCUUUGUGUGUUACAGGUUUAGGUGGCGCUGGUAAUGUGGAGUUGUAAGGGGUGCUCAGAAAAAGUGUCAAGUAGGUCCAAGCUUUUGCAUCACUACAAAUUAAAACAUCCACAUUUUGGACGUCAUUGCCACUUCCCAUGUACAUACCUGCAUUGUCCAUGCAGAGAGAUAAAUGCUGAGUUUAAGAGAAUUACGACCAUACCGCUUCAUUCAAAGUUCUUCUCUCAACUGGAUCUCCACUGUGACAACCUGAGGAAGCUCUUCAAAAGAAGAGGACAGCUCGGACAAAAGCUUAGACAAAUUGUUGCACAAAUAGAUGAUUGUGAAGAUGUUGAUGUUGCACGGGAGUGUGUCAUUAAGGGAGUCUGCAUAUAUAUGGGAGAAGAUCCAGCCAAGCUCAUCCAUAAAUAUGUGGGUGUGGAUGAAGCUAAUAUUGAAGAGGGUAUUGGAGCCACCACCAUCGGUGUUUUUCAUCUUAAAGACUGUUCUUCAGCAGAUGAAGACAUCGGGGUCGUUCUUGAAGGUAUCAAAGUGUUUUCCAAUUUGGAUAGUGUGCCAACAGCUGUUGCAAUGCUUUUUGGACUGAUAUAUGCAAUGAACCUCGCCUACCCUGCUGACCUCCGCUACACUUUCGAGGUAUUACAGAAAAUACUAAUGGAACUGGAUGGAGGUAAACUGUCAAACAAGGCAUUGUCCCUUAAAAACCACCUCUAUGAGUGAAUAGAGAUUUUCUCAUGUUUAAUUUGGUAAUGUUCUCAUGUUCAGUUUUUGUAUUUCUUGUUGUAUUCUUUAUUGGAGGACACAAAUGUAUUUUUUAAUGAGGAACGCUUCACCUGAAAGACUGGGCUUCAGCAGCUUUUACGUUCCAGUAUGUAGUGCUACUUAUAACACUACUGCUACUUAGUGUUACAAAUAUGUUAAAGAAAUUUGCUAUAAAAGUUACAUUACACUGAUUUAUUGUCAUGCAAAUUACAUGUUCAGAAUUGUUUUAGAAAUUUGACAUACUUUUCUAAAUCAUUUUGUCUUUCAUAUUAAUAUCUUAUAGAUAAAAUUUUAAGAUGUAGUGUUUCCCUUGUAAAAAAAUGUUCUUGUUUUUACACAUUUGUUUAGACUAUCACUAUGGUAUUACAUAGUAAUCAGUAAGACAUGUGACAGAUAAUUGGUGUAAAAAGUUUAGCUUUGUCUCAUAUUGACAUAACAUACUGAUAGUUUUAACAAAUAUGUUAAAAAAAAGUCUGUAAAGCUAUGUACUGCAGCAUUAAUUAAUGUCAUUUGAAUACAUGUUCAAAAACAGUUUGUAGAAAUUUGACAUACUUUUCAUAAUCUUGUACAUCUUUUAUAGAAAUAUGUCUCAGGUUUUCCUUCAUGUUCAUAAAAAUUGUAUUUACUAAAUUUAAAAAAAUGUAUGUCUCUUCAAUUUAAAAUAUGUUAAGUACAAAAUGGUGAGAUUUAAAUUUUCUUUCAAAUAAAACUAAUUUGUUCAGUAGCACUCACUUUCUUUGUCUUUCUUGUCAAAUAUCAGUCUUUAAUUUUUUACAGUAGAACAGCAUAUAGAGAACUUGAAAAAAUUAAGUAGGAUUUA